Plenodomus lingam JN3 is the source of this 1143-nucleotide messenger RNA. RefSeq lists its product as uncharacterized. Lineage: Eukaryota; Fungi; Ascomycota; Dothideomycetes; Pleosporales; Leptosphaeriaceae. The record is from RefSeq and is a predicted model, not a curated record.
AUGUCCGAGGACAAUGCUCGUAAGCUCUUCAAGCUCACCGUAAAUGUCAUCAGAACGCUCCUAUUGUUCCCAACGCCAAGUUUCUGCGACCGACUCCACAAUAAAGCUCGAUACAACCCUAAUUGCCGAUCUAUCAUUAAUUACAUCCCAAAGGGAACUGACUACCCCCCUGACAGCAACCCAGAUGAUUGGAAUAGCCAGUUUAUAGACGAGUUGGAUGCGAGUUACUACUUGAAGCUUCUUGCCAAUUGUGGGUUUUGGAUUGGCAUCUUGAAUGUUGAUGACAGCAAGGAUGACCAAGGCUAUAAACGUAAGAUCAACUCACCUGGCGCCUGGCCCGGCUAUGCCGAGGACGAAACCGCGCGGCCCAGUUAUUCAAUUCUAAGCACCUGGUCUGAGAAGAUCUGGGAAACGGAUAUUGGCGAUGAUAAGAAAGCUAUGGACGAACACAUCACCUUUUGCGGGCAAUUGAGUACGAUCACGUUUGUCACGGCGAAUCAAUGGGAAAUUAUUCAGCCAGCGCCGACAUUUGAUGUACUCCAACAUUUCUAUCAGAUGUCGACUCAAAGCGCACGGGAGAAAGGAACUUCUUCGGCACUGAGUUAUGCAGAAGCAGUGACCAGGAGUAUUGACAGACUCCAGGCUGCGAAAGAUGUGAUCAAUGAAUGGAAAACUUACUGCCAGGACAUUGCUAGCAACUUCAAGGUCGAGUACUUUGGGAACUCGGCGAGCGCUGUGGAUACCUUAUUUUCAAAGGAUGAUUGGAGUUCGGUGGAUGACUGGUCAGGUAAAUGCUAUACCGACGAUCGAAACUACGCAACCUGGCCAGAUCUGCGUAUAUGGAGUUCCACGCCUUGGAGCCUACAGCGACCAGGCUUAUAUUUUCUAUCAGGGACGCAGAUCCUGGCUGACAAUGGAAGUACCCUUGCUAUUAAAGAGAUGAAGGAAGGAGAGAAGGUGUUGGCAUCAGCUAACCCUGUUCAAUCUGCACUCCUCGCGAAACGUGAGCCAGUUUUUGUUAAAACUAGACUAGUAGGAUUCAAUAGCGAAAAGCCACUCUUAACAAUUUCUCAAGUGUAUAUGACAACAACUGGUCUUCGCGCAGUUGACCCACACGCGGCCCAGGCACUCAACCCUUUUUAA